Haliotis rufescens (red abalone) is the source of this 2740-nucleotide messenger RNA. RefSeq names its product sodium/glucose cotransporter 5-like. Lineage: Eukaryota; Metazoa; Mollusca; Gastropoda; Lepetellida; Haliotidae. Gene Ontology annotation, cellular component: plasma membrane. The coding region runs from base 199 to 2136 and encodes 645 amino acids. The transcript has 15 exons. Gene Ontology annotation, biological process: transmembrane transport. Gene Ontology annotation, molecular function: D-glucose:sodium symporter activity. The record is from RefSeq and is a predicted model, not a curated record.
CCUUCCGCUGUCCGCUCUACCACUGAACCACGGAGCCGAUCCCUAGCCAGGCAGUGCUCUAUUCUGGCCGCGUUAUCGAGGGACACACUAUCAUCUGGUGUGUGGUAUGCUAAACCAGAUCCCAGUGAAUCGAGGCGAGCUAGGGUCUUGACCCUAGUGUCUUGUUACAAUUUCUGGGGUUUGUCUCAUGUGAAAAGGAUGUCGACGCCUGGCCUCGAGCACUGGGGAGAUAUUACUAUCCUUGUUGCGUACUUUGUCCUUGUCCUGGCUCUAGGACUUUGGGCAAUAUGUCGACCAAACCGUGGUACAGUAGAGAACUACUACCUGGCUGGGAGGAACAUCGGCUGGUUCCCCGUUGGUGCGUCGGUCUUCUCCAGCAACAUCGGCAGCGAGCACUUCCUUGGCCUGGCUGGACAGGGGGCAGCGGCGGGGAUCGCCAUGGUUACCUAUGAAUUCAGUGGGAUGGUGGACUUGAUCGGACUGAGCUGGUUGUUUCUCCCCGUGUAUGUCUCGGCUGGGGUAUACACUCUCCCCGAGUACAUUGGGCGGCGGUUUGGUGGCCAGAGGAUGAGGAUCUACCUCAGCGUCCUUUCCCUCGUGCUCUACAUUGUCACAAAACUCGCCGUCAGCAUCUACGCAGGAGGUCUGUUCAUCAAGCUUGCUCUAGGAUGGAACAUGUACAUCUCUAUAGUGGGGCUGCUUGUCGUCACGGGCGUGUACACUAUACUAGGCGGACUGACGGCGGUCAUCUACACGGACACAUUCCAGACGGUCGUCAUGACGGCAGGCGCCAUCUCCCUCACAGUGCUGGGCUUCCAGAAGAUUGGUGGUUUUGACAAUCUGGAACACCGCUACAUGAACGCCAUCCCAAGCGUCCGCGCCAACAACACCACCUGCGGCCUACCCAGGGACGACGCCUUCCACAUCUUUCGUGACCCCGUGACCUCUGACCAGCCCUGGCCAGGCCUGCUAGUGCACUCGUCUCUGGGAGUCAUGUGGUACUGGUGCUGUGAUCAGGUGAUUGUACAGCGCACCCUGGCGGCGAAGAGUCUGAGUCACGCCAAAGCAGGAGUUAUCUUGGCUGGCUACCUCAAGUUUCUGCCUCUGUUCAUCAUGAUCUUCCCGGGGAUGAUCAGCAGGGCGCUGUUCCCAGACGUGAUAGCGUGCGCUGAUGCUGCUGAGUGCCAGAAACAGUGUGAGAACCCAGCUGGGUGUUCCAGCAUCGCCUACCCCAAGCUGGUGCUGGAGAUCCUGCCCGUAGGUCUGCGAGGUCUGAUGAUGGCGGUGAUGCUGUCAGCCAUCAUGAGUUCCCUCACCUCCAUCUUCAACAGCGCCAGCACGCUCUUCACCAUGGACCUCUGGCGGCGCAUGCGCCCUAGAGCCCGACAGAGGGAGCUGCUCAUUGUUGGAAGGGUAGCUAUCGUAGCUUUGUGCGGAGUCAGCAUAUUGUGGAUUCCUAUGGUUCGCUCCUCCCAAGGGGGACAACUCUUCAACUACAUCCAGGCUAUACAGGGAUAUCUAGGAACCCCGAUAGGGCCUCUUUUCAUCAUGGCGGUUCUCUGGAAACGGAUGAAUGAAGCAGGAGCGUUUUGGGGCUUGUUGAUAAGUCAGAUGUGCGGCGUGAUACGGAUGGUGUUAGACUUCGUGUACCCACUGCCUCCCUGCGGUGAGCCGGACACACGUCCGCGGAUAGUGUCUUACGUCCACUACACCUACUUCAGCAUCUUCAUCUUCUUCUUCACCUGCGUCUGCAUCUACGUCUUCAGCUACACCGCCAAACCGCCAACAGAGGAGCAGCUGCGUGGGGUCACAUGGUGGACGAGGGUAGGCCGGAAAGAAGAAUCUUCCACAAACGUCCUUGAAGAGCAGGGCACGAACGACAACUCUGACAGACAAACAUUUCAAGUCGGGGCCGCCAACACAGCCGAUGAAACAAGAGAGGGAAGGUGUUCUUAUUGGACUGGCGUCAUCUGCGGAAUACCAAAGGACCAUGGGACGGCGGAUGAGAUCCAGGACAUUGAUGAUGACCAUAAGCGCCAAUUCCUGAAAGACAGAUCGAAAUGGAGGCUGAUUUUAAACUUUAAUGCUGGGCUCGGAUUGGUUGUUAUGGCUUUCAUGUAUGGCUAUUUCAAAUAAAGCACCACACACUGUUGUCCACUAGAAAAUGCUUGCUGAUUGGCUAAUUCUCGUCUAUCGUUCCACACACUCCUUCCUUGAUAUCACUCACGCACCAUAUCGCACCACAUUGUCUAUUCAAAACUUUGUCCAUCUUUCUUUUCCUGUUUGAAGACUUCACACACUAAUGAGAUAAACACAUGUUGCAAAAUGCUCAGCUUUCAUCGAGAAAUGUGACCAACGUUUCCAUUACGUAUUUAUCCUAACACGUGCAGAAAUCAUAGCUCUAUGGAUAGCUAGUUUUAACUAAUUUCAGUUUCAGAAAAUACACAAAGAAGCCAAUAAGUAAAGGACCCAAACAUAAAACGCUUGAAAAAAAAUAAAAUUAAAGUAACAAUAAACUUUAAAUUUUAUAAAAAUAUCAUUCCAAUCCUCAAACGAAGUCUUAUUAAAGUCGUGAAGCAGGGUUAUUAAAGACUAGUGUUCAAUGCCGAAAUCGAAUGUUAAGGGUGUGUUUGCUCUCCCUGAAGAAUAUUUGUAAAGCAUACGUCUGUCCACACAGUGUUAUUAAUGUCUAGUAUACAAUUUAAUGUAUGUAGAGAUUGCAAAUUCUACAUUAUCAAAA